GGUCAGGCUUUUCCAAACAGCCUCCUUUAUCUCUUAAACAGAUUGGCCAGGUGGGUUUUAUGCGGGCAUCAGUCAGAGCCAAUUUCCUCGUGGAAGGCAGGACACAGCCCACGAAGAAAUGCCAUUGGUCAAAUCACUCUCAGAUCGGAGAGUGCUGAAACUGUGCCUUCAGUUGGAGUUAUGAGCUCUGAAGCAACAAGAGAGACUGUGACUGUGAUAACAGAGGGGGCUCCAGCAGCUGGUACUACACUUUCCCCGGAUCGAGCGAAAGGCUCCUUCAACUGCCCCCUGAGUGACCACCAUGUUCACAGAGAAGACGUGAGGAAAGUUUGGAAUGAAUGCCAAGAGGAGAGCUUCUGGUACAGAGCUCUUCCCAUCUCUGUGAGUAGCAUGGCAGUGACUGGUGGUCUCAUAUACAAUGGUGUUUGGAAGUCAUCAGCACGUUUUGGUCCAUUCCCUAAACUUGCAGUUGCUGGUAUUCUUGGAUAUGCAGUUGGAAAAAUAUCUUACAUGGGAACCUGUUGGAACAAAUUCCAGGAGCUUGGUAUUAAACCUGGUCCUGGGGGUCCUUGGGGUGCUGGAGGUCCUGGAAGCCAGUUUAGACCAUCGGGCUCUGGUCCUGGGAACAAAUCCUGUGGACAUGCGUGUGAAGAAUGUACAGCUGCAACAGCAGGUACAGGUGCAGCGACUGGGAAUCCACAAUGCUAGAGAAUUAUAGAAGAAACUGCAGAGACUACAUGUAUAUUAUAAUUUACUAAACACAGUAUUCAAAUACAAGAAUUCAAAAACACAUGAUUGAACUGUGGUGUAUUUUUUCAUAAUGAAUUCUUCCAAACAAUGACUACAGUGUGGCUAAAUUGCCACUAGAGGGAGAUAAUGAUGCUUGGUUGAUUUCAUUCAUAAUCCUCGUCACAGCCCACAAAAAUGCAGUUACAGUUAUCUGUAAUACCAACAUUUAUUUUGUUUCCAAUAAAAUGACACUUUCAAGGGAUUUACAUAAUUGGUAAGUCCCAACACUUGUAAAGGACGGUUCUGUAAAGUGGUACUGUGCUCUGAUGUUGAUGUUAUACAACUCGAUGUUUUUGUUUUCUGUAAAAUGAAUAACAUUUGAUAUUGUUUUCAUGUAUAGCCUGGACUUUAAUAAUAAUAUUUCCAAACAGGUGUUAUUAAUCACAAUACGUGAAAUACUCAGUAGCCUAUGUAGACUUAACUUCAGUAAUGAUUCCCUGCUUGUUUGUUUUUAUUUUGGACACUUUUGGCAAAAGUAAAAUGUAAUAAAAUCUUGACAUGCCCGCCUCAUAUUAAAUGA
Messenger RNA from Boleophthalmus pectinirostris (great blue-spotted mudskipper), 1309 nucleotides. RefSeq names its product OCIA domain containing 2 (gene ociad2). The record is from RefSeq and is a predicted model, not a curated record. Lineage: Eukaryota; Metazoa; Chordata; Actinopteri; Gobiiformes; Gobiidae. The coding region runs from base 181 to 708 and encodes 175 amino acids. Gene Ontology annotation, cellular component: mitochondrial inner membrane. The transcript has 8 exons.